Messenger RNA from Astyanax mexicanus (Mexican tetra), 2773 nucleotides. Its product is annotated as PWWP domain-containing DNA repair factor 3B. The transcript is spliced from 13 exons. The coding region runs from base 452 to 2554 and encodes 700 amino acids. NCBI's taxonomy places the organism in Eukaryota, Metazoa, Chordata, Actinopteri, Characiformes, Acestrorhamphidae. The record is from RefSeq and is a predicted model, not a curated record.
UGCACUGUGCUAUAUGUUCACCGCUGCAGCGCUUCUGGAGCAUUAGCCUGCUAGCUAACUAGCGGGCUAACUGCACUAGGCUAAGCUAACGCUAACGGAGUGUUUAUAGUGGAGCUGAGCGACAACAUUCAGCCGUGUGGUGAUCAUCAGCGCUCCUGUUUAAAGUUCUGAAACAUUUCUUUAUCCGGCAGGAUUCUCUUAUUAAUCUGUUCUAUCAGGCUUUAUUUCAUUUAAACGCGUCUGAUUCUGAGAAACCAGUUUGACAACUUAGUUCAACUCAGAACAGAGGAGUCAGAUCCAGCUCCAGGGAGGAAAAUCCACCCCAGUGUUUUAAACCAGUACUGGAGCAGAUUCUCAUUUCUGGACCUGGAGUUCCCUCUGUGUGUCCUGGAGAGUGUGAUGAGAAUAUUGAGCAGGAUGAUGUAUCAGAGAGCUGAGGCACCUCAAGAACAUGAGUUCCAUAGAAGAUAGCCACACCUUACGGCCCCGAAAGAAUCCUCAGAGGACAUGCCGUACCAUCGCUGAGCUUCUUAUAGAGGGUUCGAGAACUGCUUCACAGCAGAGAAGCUCUAAAGAAGCUCCUAAAUCUGUCCAAUCCCAAGGGGAGAUAAAAGCAAGAGGAAGGGUAAAGAAACCUGAAGCUUACCCGACUUCUCCUUCACCUUUGCCCACACAAACAAAGACCACCAAUGCAUCUCCAAGUUUAUCUCGAAGCUCAAAGGCCAGUAAACCGACAGUGCCUUCACAAACCACAGUAUGUCCGCAAAGGACACCAAAAAGACCUAACAAAGGGAGAAAAAAGACACAGCCUGUAUGUGAGAAGGCAGAUGGAUUGGAUUUAGGUGCUAAUGUGGAACCAGCGAGGCAGAAUGGCUGCCCCUGUGUUGUACACUGCACCAGCACAGUUAACUCUGAGGAAGCCCCUCGAAAAAAAGCCAAAGUGAGAGGAGUUCGGUGCUCUAAAAAGGCUGUCAAGCACCGAACCCCAGAAGAAAUGCCCACUGCUCUUCACACAUGUUCUACACUAUCCUCCAAUCUGGACGCUCCUGACUCACCCAGCUCCAGACUGAGCACACCCAAAGCCAGUCGACGUCGACCAUCUCCAGCAUUCAGCUCCACCCCAGUGAGCAUCAGGCACCUUUCUGCAGUGACUCUGGAUCCUGUCGAGAUUGCCAAAACACAAUGUAAUGCAAUUGAUGACCAUCAGAGUCCAGUAAAGAGAGGAGAGCAUUCAGAUUCAGCUCCAAAAAAGAAGAGAGGUCGACCUCGGAAAGAUCGAGCUCCAGACAUACAGCAGAAGAAGAGGAAAGAGCGCAAUGUUUCUGCUGCAGCUGCGGCCAAACGUCACAAGAUGAAAAAUGGCUCAGAUGUGGACCCUCAGGAGCAGUCAGCUGACCGGGUCAGGCCUCGCUUCCAGCUCCAUGAAUCCGAGCUUCAGGAUCCUGAUCUCCAGGAGCCAGAUGAGGACCUGUCAUCUGACCUGUCCAUUGAGCUGAGUCUGAGGGAAGAGCCAGACGCCAUCAACCACUCACUCUCACUGCAGGAGGAGGAUGAGGAAGAUGAUGAAGAGGAACUGCCAUCUUUUUUACAACAGACCAAUGACAAGCCUUCAUCAAUUAAAGAGGGACUGUGUGUGUGGUGUAAAAUCAGAAAAUAUCCUUUUUGGCCUGCCAUGGUUAAAAGUGUGAACCACAAGAGCAAGAAGGCCAGCAUUGUGUUUAUUGAUGGACUUUUGUUUGAUAAGAAGAGGAUCAGGAAGGGCUUCACUGUGUCUUUGAGGAAGCUGAAGCCAUUUGACUGUGAGGAAUCGCACCUGUUAGUGGCCUUAGCCAAAGAGAGUUUAGGAGAUACUAUUACCUGGUGUCUGAAUCUUAUUACGGACUACAGAAUUCGUAUUGGAUGUGGUUCUUUUGUUGGUUCCUUUAUUGAAUACUUCACUAAUGAUAUCAGUUCUCCUGUGAGGAGGCAGUAUCCUGAGGGUGCGUCUGAGCUGACCUUUCCCAGCCAGCAGCUGCUGAGUGAGGAGCCUGAAUGCGAGGGAGAAAACGCAGGAGAGCUUGAGGAGGAAGAGAUUGAACAGCCCAACGAGAUCCACUCAAAAAAAGUGCUACCGGAUCGGUCACUGGCUGCCCGUAACCGUGCCAACAAGAGGCUGGUGGAGUUCAUAGUGGAGAAACGUGGAGUUGAAAACCACUUAAAGGCAGUGAUCUGUGGUCAGGAGCCAUCGAAGUGGCUGGAGGCACUGCAGAGCUGCAGCCGCUCAGUGGUGGAUGUGUACCUGGAGGAUGAGGAGCAGGUGGACAAGGUGUACCGCUACCUGCAGAAACUGUGCGAGUCUGCAGACCAAACCAACACGAGCCUGGAGAACACUGACCGCAUCUCAUUCAUACUGGACGUGCUUCUGCCUGAGGCUAUUAUUCAUGCCAUAGCUGAAGUGGACCGGCUGUCCCUGGUCAAAGCUGAGGAGAAGUAUCGGCGAGGACCUUGUCACAGUAACAGAGAACGGCAGGAAUUUGAUAUGAUGAUUGAGCAGCAGAUGAAGCUGAAGCCGUGACUGUGAGGCCGUCACUGUGACAACUCUAGAUGGGAGGAGCUUGUUCGAGUGCAUUAAUGAACAAUUUCAGCAGCAGAAAAAAGUGCAUGAAAUUCUCCUUUUUUAAUCACUUACUGCAUUUACACUCUAUUACAAGUCACGACUACGUGACUCAACACGACAUGUUUAUUAUUGUGAAUGUGAAAUAAUAUUUUUAAUAAAACAAUCAUGAAUUUGUAA